AUGCCGUCCAUACUUAGCGAAGAAGAUAAGGAGACUGUCAGACGAGUAGUGCCAAAACAUACAAACAAGAUACAGGCCGUAGCUGUCGCGAGGUUAUAUGUCGCUUACCCAAAUCCUUCAAAAUGGACGUACACCGGCCUACAAGGGGCUAUCGUGCUCUCCAACGAUCUGGUAGGAAAUACGUAUUGGUUAAAGCUCGUCGACGUAUCUCCUACAGCUCGAGGUGUGAUAUGGGACCAAGAAAUAUUUGACACUUGGUCUUAUAACCAGGAUCGAACCUUCUUCCACUCCUUCGAGCUCGAGGACUGUUUAGCCGGUUUAUCUUUUGUCGAUGAAAAGGAGGCUAAACAAUUUAAGAAGAAGAUGGACGAGCGGGAAAAGAAUGCGUCUAAAGCCACGAAAAAUACUCCUUUCGGCGGAUCAUCACAGCAACCUGUCAAGCAAGGGUUCUUUGGGAGCAUCUUUGGAGGACAUAGACAUUCCUCGGCACCCACGCCGCCCGAUUCACCUCGCAGCAGUCUCCCACCUUCGCUUCCCGAUGCUAGAACAUCUGUGACAAACGUUAACGGGUUCCAAAAACCGCCGUCAAAAUUCGCUAAGCUAGAGGCAUAUGAUCCGAACUGGCGAGACAAUUUUGGGAAUUUCCUCUCAGAGCAAGGGCUUACCGACGAAUUCAUAAGAGAGAACCAGGAUUUCAUUGUCGAGUUCUUGAAGGAGCAGGGUGGUGGGAUAUCUCACAAUGGAAUGCCAGUUGCGACAGCACCUCCACCGCCGCCCCCUCCACCUCCGUCAGGUAGCAGCUCAUCACUCAAUGGUAAUAGCCAUAGUCACGGUCAUGGUCGAGCGCCCCCUCCUCCUCCGCCUCCACCAUCGGGAGGUCCACGUUCAACGUCGGAAAGCUUAACAUCAUCGGGCUCCCGCCGUGGUGUUCCUCCACCUCCACCUGCACCUCGCAGGUCUGGCAAGAUGGAACUCGUUCACCGAGAGCCGACACCGCCGCAAGAGCCAAUCCCUCCACGACCGCGAUUUAAUGCGCCUCCUCCCCUGCCCGAUGCUGGCAAAUACGCCCAUAAUGAACCCGCACCUCGAGCUCCUCCUGGACCGGCACCUCCUCCCAGACCGCCUAAGACGCCAAUGGAAGAACAGGAGGAGAAGCCUUCGGGGCACAAAUUUGGGGUGCCUCCCGCUUUUACUGGCCAAAGAGCUCCACCACCACCGGCUAGGGGUCCGGUGCCUCCUCCACCUCCGCGAGAACAGCCUCAAGCAACACCACCUCCGCCGCCGCCAAGUCUACCGCCGAAGUUGCCCACCGCAAGCCCACCACCGCCGGCACCGAUGGCACCUCCCCCGCCUCCUGCCUCUACUCGGCCUACUCCCCCACCUCCUGCGCCUGCUCCUCCGCCUCCCGCGCGGAGUCCACUUUUGCCACCACUUCCGGCGCCGAGUGCGCCAGCUCCGCCUCCAUUGCCUCAAUCAUCGGCACCACCACCACCUCCCCCCUUACCCGGAGCUGGGGCUCCUCCUCCACCCCCUCCUCCACCACCACCGCCAGGACCAGCGGGAAUUCCAGCUCCUCCUCCACCUCCCCCACCAGGUGCAGGUAUCCCGGCAGCCCCCCCACCACCGCCUCCGAACCGCGAUUCGGGCUACUCCUCUGGUGUACCAGCUCCUGCCGCGCCAGCAGCAGACUCUACUCGCUCCGCCGUGUUGGACAGCAUCCAGAAGGCCGGUGGAAUUGGGUCGCUCAAGAAGGUGGAUAGGAGUCAGAUUAGAGACAGAAGUGCGGCUACGGUCGGGGGCGGAUCAGACACAGGACCGCACGGUAGCGGACUGCCGCCUGCUGGUAUUGCUCCCGGAGGCGGUGGUGGUAUGGCCGAUGCAUUGGCUGCGGCGUUACAGAAGCGGAAGGAGAGAGUUCGUGAUAGUGAUGAUGAGAAGAGCGAUGAUGAGUGGUAG
Annulohypoxylon truncatum is the source of this 1956-nucleotide messenger RNA. RefSeq lists its product as uncharacterized. Gene Ontology annotation, biological process: actin filament polymerization. NCBI's taxonomy places the organism in Eukaryota, Fungi, Ascomycota, Sordariomycetes, Xylariales, Hypoxylaceae. The transcript is spliced from 3 exons. The coding region runs from base 1 to 1956 and encodes 651 amino acids. The record is from RefSeq and is a predicted model, not a curated record. Gene Ontology annotation, cellular component: actin filament; cytoplasm. Gene Ontology annotation, molecular function: actin binding; microtubule binding.